This is a messenger RNA of Aethina tumida (small hive beetle), 1217 nucleotides long. RefSeq names its product retinol dehydrogenase 14. NCBI's taxonomy places the organism in Eukaryota, Metazoa, Arthropoda, Insecta, Coleoptera, Nitidulidae. Bases 164 to 1165 code for a protein of 333 amino acids. The record is from RefSeq and is a predicted model, not a curated record. The transcript is spliced from 4 exons.
UUGGAAAAAGUAUUUAUUUAUUGAUGGCAGCGAUGGCAGCGCAAAGCCGAUGGUAGAUCCGAAGCCAGUGUGUGUGUGUUAUGCGGACGUGUCGAUAGCGGGGAAAAAGGUGAAAGUCUGGAGUCGAUGACCAACCGACAAUCUGGUCCGCAGUUCUGCUUGAAUGAUCUUAUUGGGAGUGGACUUCAGUUGUCCGGUCGUUCAAAUCCUGUUGCUUCUUUUGGUGGUCAGUGGUCUGACCGCUAUCUCGCUUAUAAAGUUGUACGCGUUCCUCACCUGCGGCUACUUCAGGGAUAGAGUGAAAAUGAACGGGAAGACUGUUAUUGUUACCGGUCCAACGGGCGGAAUUGGUAAAGAAACUGCUAGAGAAAUUGCCAAGAGGGGUGCCAGAGUUAUUCUAGCAUGCAGGAACGUGGACAGUGGAAAUAAAACCAAAGAGGAAAUCAUCGCAGCAACCAACAAUGAAAACAUAAUAGUUAAAAAACUGGACGUGUCAUCUUUAAAGUCGGUACGAGAAUUCGCAGCAGAUGUAAACCGGACAGAACAAAGACUAGAUGUUCUGAUACACAACGCAGGAACAGCAGAAAACAAAAUCAAACUGACUGAAGAUGGAUUGGAAACAACAAUGGCUACAAAUCACUUUGGUCCCUUCCUCCUUACGCAUUUAUUAAUCGAUUUAUUGAAGAGAUCAGGACCGAGCAGAAUUGUGGUUGUAGCGUCAGAAUUGUACAAGCUGACGUCAUUGGACGUGAACAACAUCAACCAAGAAAGAUCGUGGUUCCCACCAUGGAUCUACUACGUCUCGAAGUACGCCAACAUUUCCUUCACUUUGGAACUGGCGAGACGUCUGGAAGGCACGAAUGUAACGGCGAAUUGUCUUCAUCCUGGUAUGAUCGAUUCCGGAAUUUGGAGAAACGUGCCAGUACCAUUGAACUGGCCAAUGAAACUGAUCUGCAAAUGCUUCUUCAAGACGCCGGCUCAAGGUUGCCAGACCAGCGUGUAUUUGGCUUGUUCCGAAGAAGUGGAAGGCGUGAACGGCAAGUAUUUCAUGGAUUGCAAGGAAAAAGGAUUGAGCGCCGGCGCGAAAGACAUGAGCAAAGCUAAGAAACUCUGGGAGUUGUCUGAAAACUUUGUUCAUUUACAACCGACAGAACCUAAAUUGUAGAUUGAUGUAAUUUAAUUUUAUUUUUCCUAUUAGUAAAAUGUAAUUCACUUUA